Carlito syrichta (Philippine tarsier) is the source of this 1932-nucleotide messenger RNA. Its product is annotated as protocadherin beta-16-like. Gene Ontology annotation, biological process: homophilic cell-cell adhesion. NCBI's taxonomy places the organism in Eukaryota, Metazoa, Chordata, Mammalia, Primates, Tarsiidae. The transcript is spliced from 2 exons. Gene Ontology annotation, molecular function: calcium ion binding. Gene Ontology annotation, cellular component: plasma membrane. The coding region runs from base 157 to 1932 and encodes 591 amino acids. The record is from RefSeq and is a predicted model, not a curated record.
AUAGCUCUCUCAGUCAGAGCAAAACCGAAUGUGAAGCCUCUUUAAAACACUCCUUACCGGCUUGGUUCUGACGUUCUGGGCUGCAGAGCCACGCCACCAGGAUCCUGGGCUGUGUACACAGGAAGCUUCUGUGAACCAACUUUUCAGGAAAGAGCAAUGGAGAGAGGACAGAUGCGCCAUCGGAGACAGAGGCAAGUCCUGGUUUUCUUUGUUUUGCUGGGCAUGUCUGGGGCGGGCACCGAGUUGGGGCCUUAUUCCAUGGUGGAGGAAAUGGAGAGGGGCUCUUUCGUGGCAGAUCUAGGAAAAGACCUGGAGUUGGGAUUGACGGAGCUGUCCUCCCAUGGGGCCCGGAUCAUUUCCCAGGGGAACAAAGAGCCUUUGCAGCUCAAGGUUCAAACUGGCGAUUUGCUCAUAAACGAGAAGCUAGAUCGAGAGGAGCUAUGUGGCCCCACUGAGCCUUGCGUACUACAUUUCCAAGUGUUAAUGGAAAAACCCUUAGAAAUAUUUCAGGCUGAACUGAGGGUGAGAGACAUAAAUGACCAUUCUCCUGUGUUCACGGAAAGAGAAACGAUUCUAAAAAUACCAGAAAACAGUCCUCUAGGAAAUGCAUUCCCUCUGAAUAAUGCUGUGGACUUGGACGUAGGUACCAAUAAUGUUCAGAACUAUAAAAUCAGUCCCAACCCCCAUUUCCGCGUUCUGACCCGAGAACGCAGUGACGGCAGGAAAUACCCUGAACUGGUGUUAGAUAAAGAGCUGGAUCGGGAGCGGGAGCCUGAACUAAGACUAACCCUAACAGCACUGGAUGGCGGCUCUCCACCCAGGUCUGGGACCGUCCAAGUCUGUGUUGAAGUGGUGGACACCAACGAUAACGCCCCUGAGUUUCAGCAACCGCUCUACAGAGUGCAGAUUCCCGAGAGCAGCCCCACUGGCUCCCUGGUUGUCACAGUCUCCGCCAGGGAUUUAGACAGCGGAGUCAACAGUAAAAUAUCCUACACACUCUUCCAGCCUUCGGAAGAAAUCAGCAAAACCUUGGAGGUAAAUUCUAUGACAGGAGAAAUUCGGCUGAGAAAACCAGUCGAUUUUGAAACAGUCCAAUCUUAUGAAGUGGACAUCAAAGCCACGGAUGGGGGAGGUCUUUCAGGAAAAUGCACUCUUCUUCUGCAGCUAGUGGACGUGAACGAUAAUCCCCCAGAAGUGACCACGUCUGCACUCACCAGCCCCAUUCCAGAGAACUCGCCUGAGACAGUAGUUGCUGUUUUCAGUGUCUCAGAUCCUGACUCCGGAAACAAUGGGAAGACGAUUCCCUCCAUCCAGGAAGAUAUUCCUUUUCUUCUAAAACCUUCCGUGAAAAACUUUUACACCUUGGUAACAGAGAGAGCACUCGACAGAGAAGCAAGAUCCGAGUACAACGUCACCAUCACCGCCACCGACCUGGGGACUCCCGCGCUGAAGACCCAGCACCACGUCACCGUGCGGGUCUCCGACGUCAACGACAACGCCCCCGCCUUCACCCGGGCCGUCUACACCCUGCUGGUCCGCGAGAACAACCGCCCCGCCCUGCACAUCGGCAGCGUCAGCGCCACCGACGCGGACGCGGGCGCCAACGCCCAGGUCACCUACUCGCUGCUGCCGCCCCCCGACCCGCGGCUGGCGCCGGCCGCCCUGGUGUCCGUGAACGCCGACCGCGGCCGGCUGUUCGCGCUGCGCUCGCUGGACUACGAGGCCCUGCGCGCCUUCGAGCUCCGCGUGGGCGCCGGCGCCGGGACGCUGUCGCGGAGCUGCGGGUAUGAGGUGUGCCUGACGGGGGGCUCGGGGGCCGGCGAGUUCCAGUUCCUGAAGCCGAUUGUCCCCGACAUUCAGGCACAGGGCCCUAAGAAGAAUAGUGAAGAGCACUCCGCCUUCCGAAAUAGCUUUGGGUUUAAUAUUCAAUAA